AUGCAGGCCUGUGACCGGUGCCACGCGCGCAAGACCAGAUGCGAUCGGCGAAUCCCUCGCUGCGGCGGGUGCGAGAAGGCCGGGGCGCCCUGCCUGCACGUGGACAAGCUCCGGUCACGCAACCUGCCCCGAGGCUACGUGGAAAGCGUGGAGAGCGACCUGCGAAAGGCCGAGCAGCAGAAUCUGGAGAUGCAGAGGCAGAUAGCCGCUCUGCGCAGCCAGCUGGCCAGGAAGGAGGGUGCGGCUGGUGGUGUCGAUGGCAACAGCAAUAGCAAUAGCAAUAGCAAUAGCAGCCCAACGUUCUCAGGCAGUCGAGCCACUCAUGACCAUGACCAUGAGCACGAACAUGGACAUGCACAUACACAUGCACAUGCCCCGUCGUCCGUCAGCCUCGGCGACCACCGGAACGGGAAUUUCCACGGCAAUGGCAGCAUUGCGACGCCCGGCGAGGUCGCUGGCGCUGGUGCUGCGCCUUCGACCACUACCACCACCACCUCCGGCAGGACACCGGCCGACGACGCCGUCGCCACGGAGGUGGGAUAUCUCACGCUCACGGCGACGGGCGAGACGCGGUUUCUAGGGUCGAGCAGCGGCAUGGGGCUGGCCACCAUCAUCAGCUCGGUGCUCGAUCCGCAGCACGCGUCUACUGGCAACUGGCCGACGGAGAGCGGACGCGGCGGCGGCGACUUCAACACCAACCUCAAUCUCAACCUCAACCUCAACCAUGGCGGCCGCAGUCCACAUCCACAUCCACCGACGGCCAGCAACAAUGGGAAUGGGAAUGGGAAUGGGAACGGGAAUGGCGCGAUCGGGAUGGGCAUCGGCAUGGAUGCAGCAACGUUCCCGCCCCGCGCAGUGGCAAUGCAAUACAUCGAGGCGUAUUUCCAGCACACACACAUCACGUUCCCGCUCCUCCACCGGCCCAGCUUCCUGGCGGCCGUGGAGCAGAUCUACAGCAACCCCAGCUACUACGCGGUCCACACGUUCGACGCGUUCGCAUUCGACAUGGUGCUGUCGAUGGGCAGCUCCAACUUCAACCGGUUCGAGGAGUCCAUGACCAGCGGGGCGGCGACGCACUAUGCGCGCGCGCGCACCAAGCUGCCCGCCGUGCUGAACAUGGGCGGCCUGAUCCCGCUGCAGGCCAUCACGCUGUUGUCGCAGCACGGCAUCUUCAGCAACCUGCGCGACACCAGCGCCAGCAUCUGGCAUCUCAUCGGCAUCGGCGCCCGCAUCUGCUUCGAGCUGGGCUUGCAUCUCGAGCCGAGGCGUGCUAGUCUGGCGGCCGGGAGGGUGGGCUCGAAUGCGAAUCUGCCCACGACUUUUGAGGCGGAGAUGCGGAAACGCACGUUUUGGUGUUUCUACAAUUUGGACAGGGUCGUCAGCUUCACCUUGGGUCGCCCCGUCGCCCUCCGCGACGAGGACAUUGACAUCUCACUCCCGUCGCCGCUGGAAGACGAGGAAUUCGGACCGGACCGACCGAUUCCGCCAACGAUAAGCACAACCACAACGACCGUACCGUAUGCCUCCACCACCACCACCGCCACAGCCGAAUCCCACUCCCACUCCCAACCUCAGUCCCAGCUACGGCCCAAGAUCACGCCGUUUCUACACCUCAUCCGCAUCCGACGGCUGUCCGGCAAGAUCCUCAGCACGCUGUACGCGGCACAAGAGAAGAGUGACGUGACGGUGGAAGAGAAGACGCGGGUGCGGCGCCAGCUGUACGACGAAGUCAUUGCGUGGCGCGACGACACCGCUUUGCUCAAUCUCGACCAGCGCGCCCAGGAGGCAGCGGCUGGGUUGGGGGUUGGGUCUGGGUUCGGGUCCGGGUCCGGGUCUCUGCACAGUGGAGUGGGAGGGUCUGGGUCUGGCUUUGUCUCGUGCUUCCUAUCGCCGGAAUGGUACAACGCAGUGGCCAACAAUGCACUCCUCCUCCUCUACCGGCCCUCACCGUACCUGCCGUACCCGGUGACGGCGACCAAGCUGGAAGUCCACGGUGAUGGUGAUGGUGAUGGUGAUAGUGACCAGGACCGAGACCGAGACAUGGACCGAGAUAUGGACGACGACGACGACGACGACGACGACGAGGCUGGAGCCAAGGCCAGAAGCAGCAGUAGAGGCAGAAGCGGAAACGGAACCGGAACCGGAACCAGGCCCAAGGGCACCACCACCACCACCGAACCCGGCGACCUGCAGCACAUGUUCUACGCGGCCAAGUCGUCCAUCACAUCGUACUACGAGCUGCACCGCAAGCGGCGACUGAAUUACUCGUGGAUCACGCUGCACGGCAUCUUCAUCGCCGGGCUGGCCUACGUCUACGGCAUCGGGCUGGCCCUCAAGGACCCGGCCCAGAACAUGCCGAUCCCGGACUACCUCGACAUCAUCAACGACACGCGCGCCUGCUCCAACAUCCUGGUUGCCAUCUGCGAGCGCUGGAGCGUCGCGCGCAGCUCGUGUGAGCUGUUCAAUCGGUUGAGCAAUGCCGUCAUUCGCGACGCCAUCAACGCCGUCACCAAGAGGGACAAUAUGGCCCAGGGGCCGAUGCAGACUCGGCAUUAUUUUUCGUCAAGCAACAACAACCACAACAAUAACAAUAACAACAAUAACCAGGCCAUCUCUGGUGGCAAUGGCAGUGGCAGUGGCGGUGGCGGUGGCGGUGGCGGUGAUGGCAAUGGCAUUGGCGGUGGUGGUCGCCCCAUCGACCCUCUGCUGGCUGCCUCGAUGCAUGCACAGACACAGCCGCAGCUGGGGAUGGAUGCGUUCGGGUCGACGUCGACGGCCACGGCUGUCGGGCCUUGCAAUCAAUUCGACCAUAUGUUUGUGGCGGACGAGUUUCGCCAGUAUUCCCACGCUCUGGACUAUACCUUUCUGGGCAACCAGCCGCUGCCGAGCGAGUUGAUCAAUGGGUUUUCGCAGGACUGGCCGUUCGACGAGGCGCCUUUUUCGCCCCAGGUUAAUUAUGGGGUUUCUAUGCCUGGAGUUGACGGGUUGUGGUAG
Messenger RNA from Capronia epimyces CBS 606.96, 2994 nucleotides. RefSeq lists its product as uncharacterized. The transcript is spliced from 2 exons. Gene Ontology annotation, molecular function: DNA-binding transcription factor activity, RNA polymerase II-specific; zinc ion binding; sequence-specific DNA binding. Bases 1 to 2994 code for a protein of 997 amino acids. NCBI's taxonomy places the organism in Eukaryota, Fungi, Ascomycota, Eurotiomycetes, Chaetothyriales, Herpotrichiellaceae. Gene Ontology annotation, biological process: DNA-templated transcription; positive regulation of transcription by RNA polymerase II. The record is from RefSeq and is a predicted model, not a curated record.